Ilex paraguariensis (yerba mate) is the source of this 489-nucleotide messenger RNA. The record is from the annotation of a GenBank genome assembly. Lineage: Eukaryota; Viridiplantae; Streptophyta; Magnoliopsida; Aquifoliales; Aquifoliaceae.
AUGCUUCUCCAAGUUCCCAUUAGCCAUGUACUCAUAGACAAUCCCCAUGUUGGUUCCCUCGUUGCAAUACCCAACAAGCAAUGUCAAGCAUUUGUGAUGAAUGUCAUAAGAAGGUCGGUGAUAUCGAUAACGCCACGAAGGGAGGCGUCGAAAAGCGACACUGCCACAAUCUCCAGAAAUUUGGGGAAGGGGAAAGCGGUGGUGUUUGUUGAUGGUCCGCCGGUGGGUUUGUUGAAUGAGAGUGCUGCGAAGGUAGUUUGGAGGAGAACUUGGAGAUGGUUUAGAGAUGCAGGAUUGUUGGAUGGAAAUGAGGAACCAGCAAGCAUUAAUGGAGAAGGUUUCCAAAGCUCGAAAGAGAGGUUGGCCGAGUAUCAAGAAGCAAAUCCUGGUGUUUAUAUAAUUGGUACAUUUCCAUUAUUUUUUGCCGUCAAGUUUGGAGAUUGGGGCCAUGAUAUAUGCUUGCUUCUUGCGACAUUAUACUUCACAUAG